Molecule: messenger RNA, 4353 nt
Organism: Daktulosphaira vitifoliae (grape phylloxera)
Lineage: Eukaryota; Metazoa; Arthropoda; Insecta; Hemiptera; Phylloxeridae
Product: 15-hydroxyprostaglandin dehydrogenase [NAD(+)]-like
Exons: 6
Coding region: 337-1107 (256 amino acids)
Cellular component (GO): cytoplasm
Molecular function (GO): oxidoreductase activity, acting on the CH-OH group of donors, NAD or NADP as acceptor
Source: RefSeq, a predicted model, not a curated record
UAUAUCAGUUCAAAUCAAAUUAUAAUUUGACAAAAUAUUUUGGGGCUUAGUCAUCAAAUGAAACUUUUAGCGCUCCUUGCGGUUGUAUAUUCUAUAUAUCCAGGCAGCAGCACCACGCGCUUUUGACACAAACCGUUGUUAAGGGCGAGGCCGGUUUUUAGUGGUCUUGGAGUAGUCAAGAAUUUAUACCAUCAUUCAAGAUUGAUACUAUUUAUACUUUUCUAUAAUUAUUUAUUUUUGUGCAUCAUGUAUUAUUGUUAUAAAUAAAAUGAUUCGUCGCAUAUAGUUACUUUAUUACAUCAACCCUUCAUACUUUAGUAGAUAAUAGACCGAUCGAUGGAAAUUAAGGGUAAAGUCGCCAUGGUAACCGGCGGAGCAGCCGGUAUAGGCCGUGCAUAUUGUGAAGAACUGUUAAAACACGGGGCCAAAGUAUCUGUGUGUGAUAUUAAUGAAGAAGUUGGAUCAAAAUUAACUGAUCUUUUAACCGCUAAAUUUGGUCCAGGGAAAGUAUUAUUUUGCCCUUGUGAUGUAACCGAUUAUCCACAAUUUAAAGAGGCAUUUCACAAAACCUUUACUAUUUUUGGCGCUCUUGAUAUCGUAGUGAACAAUGCUGGAGUAUUCAACGACAGAUUUUGGGAGUUUGAAGUUGAUGUUAACUUGAAUGGUGUUAUUAGAGGAACACUCUUGGCUAUGCAACUCAUGGGCAAAGACAAGGGUGGAAGGGGUGGAACUGUUGUUGUUACGUCUUCUACAAUGGGUUAUAAACCGUGUUCUAGUAUGCCUAUUUACUCGGCUACUAAACACGCCCUUAUUGGAUUCAUUAGAGCAUUUGGAGAUUCAUACCAUAAUAAUUUGACUGGUAUACGUGUCAUGGCUUUAUGUCCCGGAAUGACGUUAACAGAUGCAAUACCAGAAGACGUGACACAGGCCUUACUGUCGCCUAGUUUCCUACAUCUAUGGGACAAAGACGUAGCUUCUCAAGCACCACAAGCAGCUCAAAGUGUUGGAAGAGCGCUAAUUCAUGUGCUACAGAAAGGUCAUAACGGUUCAGUUUGGGCAGUCGAAAACAACAAAUCCGCCAAAGAAGUCAAGUUCCCUAAUUUUUGAGUUAUUUUUUUUCAAUUAAGUUAAACUUUUGUUGAACUUAAUCAAAAUUUACUAAACAUAACUAACUUAUUAUUAGUUAACCAAAAGUGUACCUAAAAUUAAAUCAUAGGUACAACACGAAUAAUGUUUUAAAAUUCUUGAGAUUUAACUUUGCUAUGGGGAAGUUUAUUUAAAUGCAAUUGACAUUCAAUAUUAAUUUCCUUUCUGAAAAAAUAAUGAAAUUUUUCUUGUUUUUUUUUAUUAUGUUACAGAUUAUGCUAAAUUGUAGUUAUGUAAUUUGAUUUAUUCAAUAUUAAAUUACUUUUAAUAAUUAUAAAUUUCUAAAUAUUAUGAUUAAUUGGUUACAUUGGUUAAUGUAAAAUAACAUAGGAGGUAAUAAAAAUUUUUAAAUAAUCAAUUUAUAAGUAUUAUAUUAGUACUUGUUUAAGUAACAAUUUUUUUUUGAACGAAUCGAUAUAGUCUUAAAUUUUAUUAAUAAAUAAUGACCAAGUAAUUUGGAUGGAAGAGAAAACGGGGGAAAAAGUAAUAUAACAAACUUUAAUUCCCGAAAAAUAAAAAAUUUUAAAUUAAUUUAGGAAUAUGUCUUACAAUUCAUUAAAAAUCUUCUACUUGACCCACUAACCAACCUAACCAAACCAAACCUCCCAUGAUCAUUCACGGAGGGAUGUCACUUUUUUAUUACUGACUUUUUAUAAUAUGUAAUUGUAUUUAACUAAAGGAACAAGUAUUACAUAUAACCCACCUCUAAUUCUCCUGCUAUUACAAAACACUAACUGUUACUACUCCAGAUUUAAGACUUUAUAAAUAUUAUCAAGGCUGGGUAAGUUAGUCAUUUUUUCUAAUUUGUGUAAUUAAGUUGGUUAAAAAAUAUAUAAGUAAAGUUAUAAGUUUCAAGUUACUAAUUUUUAAUUGUAAACUUAAUUAAGUUACCAGUUACUUAAAAUAAUAAUAGCUUUUUAGCUAGUAGAUAUUUUUGUUGUUAAUAUAAAAGGAUAUUUUUUGGAAAAUAAGUAUAAAUUCCACGUACUUACCAUAGAUGCUAUAAGAAAAUCUAUUUUUUUUAACAUUUUAUAACAUUACUAAAAAUCACUUAAAUACCUAAAAAAAUUUUUAUUGCUAUUUAAAACAUAGAUGAUUCAUAUACUUUUUCAUUAUUUUAAAUUUCUCGGGAAAAAAAUUUUUAUUUUAGUGCAAUACUUAAUAGUUUAUAAACCAUAAUUACUGAACACUAACUUAACUUAAUAAAAAAACAAAGUCACUUAUUAAGUUUAAGUUAGUGUAUAAAAAAAAACUAGUUAGAUGAGUUAAAAAGUAAAAAUAACUUAACUUAUAACCUUUCAACACGUUAAUUUCCAGCCUUGAAAACUAUAAAUAUUAUAUGUAAAAUUUAAAGCUCAGAAUUGUUUUUUUAAUUGGUGUGAUAAAUGGUACUAAAAUAUUAAAUAUAGUACAUAAUAAUAUAUUUAUAAUUAUAACCACAUUUAAAUUAAAAAUUUAUUUACUGUAAUGCUCAUUUAUAUUUAAUCUAUAGAUAAGUUUAAAUGUAAUUUUUAAGUUUUUAUUAUUUACAACCGGGGCUAGGAACACGAAAUAAAUUUAGUUUUUGACAAUUUUUCUUUUAUUCAGUGAAUUAAUUCAUCUAUAUCAAAUUUUCUUUGAGUACAUGUUGAAAAAACUAUCACAGAAACGAAAUAUAUCAUGAACUACCUUUGAAACCUUAAUUGAACUUAAUAUUUCACGUUAAAAAGUUUAAAUUUUAAGUUUGAUUAUGGUUUGAAAAGCGAUUUCAUAAUAUUUUCGGUUAUUAUAAUUGUUAACAUUAUAAAUUCUUGAAAAAAAUUCGAAAAUGAUCAACUUACUAGUUAUGAUAAAAAUAAAAAAACGAUAUAAUUUCGGUUCCUAGCCUUGUUUACAACAUUGCCUUAAGUUGGAGCUUAGUUAGCGCCAUUUAAGAUUAUCUAGAAUGUUCAGUAAGUAAGGAAACGGGUUUAUAUUGUUCUCAUUGUUUGUAACAACUAACCUUAUAUAUAUUAUAUAUUAUUAAAUAUUUUUAUUGUUGGCUUUAUACUAAGGAAUAUUUUAUUAUAUGAAAAUGAUUGUAAUAUGUAUUUACCUGACACCAAGCUUUUUUUAAAUUUCAUAGUACUAAUAUUAUUAAUUUUUAUUUAAUUAUCGGGCUGUGAUUUUAUUUUUUAAUCUAAUAACAUUAUACAGUCAAAAGAUAAAACUUAAAUACCACACUAUAGUAUUUAUCUAAAUCAAUAACAUUUGAUUGUUUGGUAAAUAAUUACUAGAUUUAUAAAAUAAUUGUAUAUACCAAAAGUAUUUGUAGAACCACAAAUGCCACAUAUUUUGAUUUUUGACAUUUUAUACGCAUUGAAAUUUGAUAAUAAUUUAUAUUUAUAUUGUACAAUAUGAAAUUAUGAUUUUUAUGUAUUACUUACUCGUAUUUAGUGUGUCAUGAAAUUCUAUUGAAUUUUUAAUUUUGUACAAUUUUUUACUACCAUUUUUAAUUAUAAUGUAAAUUGUUUAUAUUUAAUAAGUUCCGUGUUUUAAUAAAUUUAUACUUAUUACUAUAAUAUAAAUAUAUAAAUAUAUCUAUAUGCGGAGUAGACCCAGAGGAACUGAGAUCAUAAGAACUCAGGUUCUCUAUGAUACCCUAUUUAGGGGCCCUGAAAAUUAAAACAAAAGACUUAAAUUUAAUGUAGAGCCAAAAAAGCGAUCAGGCAUUCAGGCAGGGUCGGACCGAUACUGUACAUGUUUUACGGGUCGAGUUUGGUUUAAAUACGGAUUUGAUAGGUUUUUCAUAAACCACUCAAAUACUCGUAAAAUAAACACAAUAUUAAAAAAAUUACUUUUUUUUAGCUUCGAUGCGAAGCUGAGAAAGUAUUAAUUUUACUAUCAUGUGUUUUUUUAAUAAAUUUUUUUUUGUGUGUCUGUAACCUCUUAAUCUCAGCUCUCGCUGGACCGAUUUUGAUGAACAGUACGUCAAAAGAUCACAAAUUGUACCUAGUCAAAGACAUUACACUCAAAAAUGAAAAAAAAUUUCUUGUUCUCCGUAAAUGGGGGAAACUCCUCCAAUCGCAAUUUUAAAAAUCGGUAAUUUUCGACAUUUAUUCAAUGUUUUUUUCUUAAAACUUCCAUAACUUUUUUAAAAAUAGACAAAUCAAAGUAAUUCUUUUUUAUAGAUACUUUAGGUAUUUAUAAUAGUAUUGUUAUAAAAAUAUAAUUUUAGCAUUGUCUAAG